UGAAUUUUUUCUUCAAUAUUUCAUUGUUUUUGUUAAAUUUAAUGAACAUGCAAGAGAUUGUCAGACAAGCAAAAAUAUGUCAAAGAUCUUACAUGCUAUUUGGUCCACCACCUUAAUGCCAUACCCUCAGUUACACCCUUUUCAUGCAUCCAAUUCAACCAUCCUAUGAACUCCUCCUCAUUUAUGACAAGGAAAGAUCUCCAUUAGCGACAGUGUGACUGAGUGUUUGAUAUGCUUUCUUCUGAGGUAUAUUGUAAGAUUAUUUGGACCGGAAUCGUGACACUUAGUCUCCAAAUUUAAUUAGCUAUCUUAAAUCUUCUUGCGUAGAGGUGGCACUUGGACCAAGCUAUGAAUGAUACCAGGCAUAGAGCUCCGGCUAUAAAUUUGGAGUGCAGCAACAUCCUGCCCAAGUCUGUUCUUGUGUUUGAGAGGGAAAAGGCAGGGGGAGUUUGGCAGGGAGAUAGUGAGGUAUAGAUAUAUAAGGCCAUCUUCUUCUCUCUCACCUUCCAUAGGCAGAGAGGUAUAGACAUAUAAGGCCACCAUCUUGAAGCCAAGGGAGGUGGUCAGGAGGAAGAGAGCUGGGAAUGGCUGCAGGAAGAGCAACCCUAGCACUGGGGGUAGCUUCUCUUCUUCUUGUGGCCUAUGCUAGCGCGCAUGAUUUUGUAAGGUUUGGGUACAGGGGAGCAAUUGGACCUGACAAGUGGGGUGGCUUAUGCCCUGACUAUGAACUGUGCUCAAAAGGAAAGCAUCAGUCUCCAAUCAAUAUUGUGAAAGAUGAUGUGGUCUAUGAUCCGACGCUCGAACCUCUUCAGAGGGAUUAUGCUGCCACAAAUGCUACCCUUGUCGACAAUGGCUUCAACAUUGCGCUUCGGUAUGACAGUGGUGUAGGGCAUGUGAUUGUGGGUGGAAAGAACUACACCUUGAUACAAAUGCAUUGGCAUUCACCUUCUGAGCACACAAUUGAUGGAGAGCGAUUCCCUGUGGAGCUCCAUCUUGUUCACAGUAGUGAUGACGGCAACAUCACAGUUGUAGCAAUCCUGUAUCGAUUCGGCCAUCCUGAUCCUUUCGUCUCCCAGAUAAAGAACAAGGUUGCUGAACUGGCCAAGGAAGUCUGCGCUGGUGAUGAAGAGGCACAUGUUCCAGUCGGAAUUGUGCAAACGAGGGCCAUGAAACGCCACUCUCGCAAGUACUUCAGAUAUGUUGGAUCGCUUACCACACCUCCAUGCACUGAGAAUGUCAUUUGGAACAUCCUCGGCAAGGUGAGGGAGAUGACCGCGGAACAAUUAGCUGAACUGAAGGCGCCUUUGCACGAGGAGUACUACAACAACUCAAGGCCAACACAGCCAUUGAAUGGGAGGACGGUGCUGCUCUACGACGAGUCUAAGGCCAGUUAACCUCAGUAUAACCAAAGAUAACAUGCAUCAUCACCUGGAUUGUCAUUGUAUCACCGAAGAGGAAGAAAUGAAUGAUGUACGAAGCUACAUUUCAGCUAGUACAGAUUGAAAUCUCUUUGGAGUUUGAAAUGCUGCCUGCACCCAGUUGUGACGAGUGCUACUUUUUCAAAUGAAUCAGAGUAAUUUCCUUUUUAUCAGCUAAA
Molecule: messenger RNA, 1597 nt
Organism: Musa acuminata subsp. malaccensis (wild Malaysian banana)
Lineage: Eukaryota; Viridiplantae; Streptophyta; Magnoliopsida; Zingiberales; Musaceae
Source: RefSeq, a predicted model, not a curated record